Bactrocera dorsalis (oriental fruit fly) is the source of this 2513-nucleotide messenger RNA. RefSeq lists its product as uncharacterized. The transcript is spliced from 2 exons. Bases 873 to 1634 code for a protein of 253 amino acids. Gene Ontology annotation, molecular function: serine-type endopeptidase inhibitor activity. NCBI's taxonomy places the organism in Eukaryota, Metazoa, Arthropoda, Insecta, Diptera, Tephritidae. The record is from RefSeq and is a predicted model, not a curated record.
GAUUUUUUUACGACUGCGUUUGCUGGAAUAAUCGGAAUUCUUUGGCGGUGUGUCGUUGGAAGUUUUUAUAACUCGGCGCACAGCUGCCGUGGGCACAGUAUAUUCUAAGCAGCAAGCGCGUAUACACGCAUGCGCGGACAAAGUAUGAAAAACAUUUACAAAACCAGCCUAUAAAAGACACCUACGUGCAAAAAAAACGUAUAAAUACAAACGUACAUAUGUAAAUACCACAGCCUACAGGCAACUUGUGUGCACCUGAGACAAUAUUUAAAAAUAAUCCAAAUAAAAAUCAGCACAUUGGCACGCGAUUUUGGGUGCGAGACUUCAGCUGUCAUGCUUGAAUUUCUAUUAAACACCGCUAAGUGAUUGUGGCUAAUGAAUAAAUGAAAAAUUUGAACGUUUAAAGGCGAAAAAGAGAAAAACACCGAAAAUAUUCGAAAAACGUACACAAUUUCAUAGACGAACGUUUGUGAAUUUUCCACUUGAGCGCCUCACACAGCCAGACAUACAAACACACACAUACGCGCGCGCAUUCACCAGCCAAACAAGACAACGCGCCGCUGCAACUUGUGCCACAGUGAUCAAUCAGCAGCAGCCGCAACAGCAGUCGUCGUCGAUAAGCGGCAAUCGCAAACGCGUCCAGUGAAAACUCAGUUGCACAUUUUCCACAUAAAUUUUUUACCGUUGUUUUAGCAAGUUUUGCUUUUUAAUUGCCAGCGCUUUGUUGGGCGCGCGAGAGUGUGAGUAAGCGUGAGAAAGCGCGUAGUGUUUUAGUUUUCAGCCAGUUCGUAGUCACUGACAUAGAUUCGGUGUUGCCGGUAAAGCAAACAUUCACAAGAUCAUUGUCGAACGCAACAAAUAACAGUUAGUGCAUGAUUUUAGCUAAACGCACACGAACAGUAGAAAGUGAAAUGAAGAUGCACCUAUUCGUGUCCUGUCUAGUGUUGAUCAGUGUGGUGUUGCAUUGUGGGCUGGCGGCAAGUGCGUCCACUGUGGGUCUCUAUGCACCAGAUCGCUAUGAUGGCAUACCGGAAACAUGUCUCUUGCCCAUGGACUUUGGCUACUGUCGGGCCAAAGUGAAGCGCUACUAUUUCGAUAUGCGUCGCAUGAAGUGCGCCAUGUUCUACUUUGGCGGCUGUGCGGGCAACGUCAACAACUUCAAAUCGUUGGAGGAAUGCAAUCGCGUAUGCCUGGACGGUUAUGGUGAUUAUGACAGCCCGAAUGAUGUGGUAGCCGUCAACAAGGCAAGCGGACGUGAUUACCGCGGUCGCGGCACUGUGAGCAGCAACAGCAGCAACAAAAACAACAAUUCUGGCAGUGGCAUUAGCAGCAGCAGCAGCAGUCGUGGCGUCAUCAGCAAUGUCGGCGGCAUUAAGAACAACACGUCCGCAACCAGUUAUGGUGGCAGUAUUGGCGCUCUUGAUGCCAGCUAUAAGAACAGCUACAACAAGUACAACAGCAACACAUACAACACCAACAGCAACAUCGGCAGCAAUGUUAAUGGCAAUAAUAGCGGUAUUAGCAGCAGCAGCGGUAGCGGCAGCUCUGCCGGCAGCGCUGUGAACAAUAACACAAAAAUCAUACGCAACCGAAGUGAUGACAAUCUCGAUGAAUAUGAUUACGAGGAGAAUUAAGUGUAUUACCAUAUUCGUUUGUGUUCAUAAUGGAAAUGAAAUACAAAGUAUGUAACUUCCUUCAUGCGCUACUGCCAAAUACUCCUAACCUAUAACUAUUACUAUUACUAUUUUUUCUUUGUAUACAAAUUAUGUUAUUUAUGUUACGCAUAUGCAAAUACUUAUUUAAAUUAACUUCAGUAUCUCUUCUUUUUGCACUGCGCAAAAAAUUUGAAAUAUUACCUAAUUUUGCGCACCAAACAAAAUAAGAAUAGAAAACGAAAUAAAAAAGUAUUAAAAAUAAAUCACUUUAGACUUUAACUUCAAAAAUUCUAAACAUACUACAUAAUAAAACAGAAUAUAUAAACGUUUACUGAAAAGUGUAGGCAUUUCAAGGUCUCUCCAGUAAAGCAGUAAAAAUUUGAUAUUUUUUUGUAAUUUAUGUUUGCGUUUUUAUAGUAAAAUUUUUUUCUUAGAAUUUGUAUAAUUAUUAAAAAAAAAUGUGUAUAACAAAGUAAUUUAAAAACCCAGAGAUCGGUUUUGAUAGGUAAUUCAUAUACAAGGAAAAUUUUUGAACUCAAAUUCGUAAUUAGCAUACCCCACAGACCACACAGUCGCAAAUUUUUCUUCAGAUUUCUUGAUUCUCCUGGUUCUUGAAUUCUCCUGAUACAAUACCCAAGCUCCAGAAAGGCUUUCCAAACAAGAUGCCUGGUUAGGAAGUUUUCUUCUGCUUUAAAUUAUAUAGAAUGUAAAAACUAAAAAAAUAUAUUAUUACACUAUGUAGACUAGUUUAUUGUGAAAAAAUUUACACUUCGGAGUGACUUAAAAAAAUAUUAUCAAAAAUCGUAUUCUAUUCGGAAAUUGUAAAUAAAACGCAAACUGUUUAAUUAUUCAUAACAA